Molecule: messenger RNA, 1334 nt
Organism: Capsella rubella
Lineage: Eukaryota; Viridiplantae; Streptophyta; Magnoliopsida; Brassicales; Brassicaceae
Product: protein RESTRICTED TEV MOVEMENT 3
Exons: 4
Coding region: 96-1004 (302 amino acids)
Molecular function (GO): protein binding
Source: RefSeq, a predicted model, not a curated record
UUGGAUUAAUUCUAGGUUUUUUCUCUCUUCAUGCUCUGCUAGUAUUUUUCUUUUUCUUUGUUUGCAGAGGAAGCUUCAUCAAGAAUUCAAGAUCAAUGGGGAAGCAACUUGAUAAAAAGAAGAUCACUUGGACGAUUAAAAACUUCUCCUCUUUACCAGCCGGCGUUAUUUACUCUGAUCCUUUUGUCGUCGGUGGAUGCAAAUGGCAUCUACAGGCCUAUCCCAAGGGAUAUAAUAAUGUUAAUAGCUUGUCCCUGUUUCUUGGUGUUCAUAAUUGUACUUCUUUGCCUCUUGGAUGGAGAAGACACGCUAAAUUUCGUCUGAGUAUAGUAAAUCAUUUAUCAGAUAAACUCUCUCAAUCAAAACUUAAAGAACUAGAACACUGGUUUGAUGAGAAGACUACUAAUUGGGGUCUUCUAUCCAUGUGUCCCCUAAUUGAAAUUCAUGCCAAAGAUAGUGGAUUUCUAUUAAACGGGCAAGUAAAAGUUGUUGUGGAGAUAGAUGUUCUUGAAACUAUUGGCAAAGUUGACGUAACAGAGGAAACUUCAACAAUAACGGAAAUCGUAGAUGUUAAUGGCUUUCAACUUCUUCCUUCACAGGCAAAAUCUGUGAGAUGUAUGUUUGAAAGACACCCAGAUAUUGCAUCUGAUUUCCGUCCAAAGAACCCGAUUCUCAGGACGGGUUACAUGAGUCUGCUACUCAGUCUGGUUGAGACUAUGAGACAGUUACCUCAGGAUAUUUCCAAGGAUGAUCUGUUUGAUGCUUAUGCUGCAUUGGGAACCAUGAAAGAUGCUGGAUUUAAACUGGAUUGGUUGGAGAAUAAACUUCAUCAAGUGUCAGAAAAGAAGGAAAAUGAGGAGGCUAGUGAGACUGUGCUGCAAGAAAUGGAAGAAGAGUUGAAGGACAUGAAGCAGAAGUGUUCAGACAUGGAAGCUUUGUUGGAGAAGGAGAAGGCAAAAGUGUCGAGCUCAAAAGCUCCUAUCUCAUUCGAUGAUAUUGUUUAAUGGCACUUGGAGUUUGGUUCUACCUGGGAUGUUCUUGCUAAUGAUCGAGUCUUCUUAAAACUUAGGAAUUUAAAAGAGACCCAUGUCUUGGGAAUAUACACAAUGUUGUAAAAUGUAAAUCUCUUCAUUUCUGUAAAGGUGAUUGAUCAUUUAGUAUAGAAUCAAUAUGAACUCAAAACAAUUUCCACAGGAUGACUUGUACACCAAAUGCGCCAAUGUCUGAAUGAAGUAGCAAUGAGAUGAAGUUGUAGGAGAUUUUAUCAUAGGAGUGACUCAGUUUUAGUGUUUUGCCUUAGUUUCUCUCAUUUUUAUUCAAUGCCUUGAUGAUAA